AUGGCUCCUGCCCUCGCGUCUGAUCCGGUCUCGCAGGCUGAUACUCCCAUGACUGAUACAAAUGACGACACGGUCCCUUUCGUGCCUGUGGAUAGUGUCGACGCGCAAAUGACGGACUCUGACACAAAUCCCAACACCACUGCAAGCAGCGUUGCGGGCGACGCGGCGGCCGAUGGACGUAGGCGCAGAUCUGAGGCCAACCACCUCAGAAAAAGCAUCCUAGGCAAGAAGCAUGGCCGCCUCGAUAAUACGAAGGAGGAUGACUCGAUUCGCCGAUUCCGAUACCUUCUUGGUCUCACUGACCUGUUUCGCCACUUCAUCGAGACGAAUCCAAACCCUGAGAUCAAGCAGAUUAUGGCGGAAAUCGACCGACAAAAUGCUGAGAGUGAGGAAAAGGCCCGCAAAGGCUCUAAGCGCUCUGGGGGUGCUGGUAGCGAGCGGCGCCGCAGGACCGAACAAGAAGAAGAUGCAGAGCUGCUACAAGAUGAGAAGCAGGGCGGCGAUAGCACCACCGUCUUCCGAGAGUCGCCAGCCUUCAUCCACGGUGAGCUACGUGAUUACCAAGUUGCAGGCUUGAAUUGGCUCGUUUCGCUACACGAGAACGGUAUCUCCGGUAUCCUGGCCGAUGAGAUGGGUCUUGGUAAGACCUUGCAGACGAUCUCAUUCCUAGGCUAUCUACGUUACAUCCGUGAUAUUAAUGGGCCUCAUUUGGUCGUCGUGCCGAAGUCAACCUUGGACAACUGGAAGCGAGAGUUUGCGAGGUGGACCCCGGACAUCGAUGUCCUGGUGCUCCAAGGUAACAAAGAAGAACGCCAACAGUUGAUCAAUGAGCGCUUAGUCGAAGAGGAGUUUGAUGUUUGCAUCACCAGUUAUGAAAUGAUCCUCCGCGAGAAGUCGCACCUCAAAAAAUUUGCCUGGGAAUACAUCAUUAUCGACGAGGCCCAUCGGAUCAAAAACGAAGAAUCAUCGUUGUCGCAAAUCAUCCGUCUUUUCAACUCCCGCAAUCGGUUGUUGAUUACUGGUACUCCGCUGCAAAACAAUCUGCAUGAACUGUGGGCUUUGCUCAACUUCCUUCUCCCAGAUGUCUUCGGCGAUUCCGAGGCAUUUGACCAGUGGUUCUCAAACCAGGAUUCCGAUCAAGAAACUGUGGUGCAGCAACUCCACCGUGUUCUCCGCCCUUUCUUGCUUCGACGUGUUAAGAGUGAUGUCGAGAAAAGUUUGCUGCCGAAGAAGGAACUAAAUCUCUAUGUUCCAAUGUCUGAAAUGCAACGGAGGUGGUACCAGAAAAUUCUAGAGAAAGAUAUUGACGCUGUCAACGGCGCCGCCGGGAAGCGCGAGUCCAAGACUCGCCUGUUGAACAUUGUCAUGCAACUGCGGAAGUGUUGCAACCAUCCCUACCUGUUCGAGGGAGCUGAACCAGGUCCUCCGUAUACGACCGACGAACAUCUUGUUUUCAACUCGGGAAAGAUGGUCAUUCUGGACAAACUUUUGAAGCGCAUGCAAGCAGAUGGUAGUCGCGUGCUUAUCUUCUCUCAGAUGAGUCGUGUACUGGAUAUUCUGGAAGAUUACUGUUGUUUCCGAGACUACAACUACUGCCGUAUUGAUGGUACCACGGCACACGAGGACCGCAUUGCUGCUAUUGAUGACUACAACAAACCCGGAUCCGACAAAUUCGUUUUCCUUCUUACCACCAGAGCGGGUGGUCUGGGUAUCAACUUGACCUCGGCCGAUAUCGUCGUUCUCUUCGACAGUGACUGGAACCCGCAGGCUGAUUUGCAGGCCAUGGACCGAGCUCACCGCAUUGGCCAAACGAAACAGGUCAAAGUUUUCCGUUUUAUCACAGAGAACGCUAUUGAAGAGAAGGUUUUGGAACGAGCUGCUCAGAAACUGCGCUUGGAUCAGCUUGUCAUUCAACAAGGUCGUUCCGGACAACAGGCUGGCAAAGCAUCUUCGAAGGAUGAUCUCCUUGGCAUGAUUCAACACGGUGCUGCUGACGUCUUCAACACCAAGGGUGGAGAGGGACGCGAGAUAUCCGAAGAUGAAGAUAUCGAGACUAUCCUGCGUAAAGGUGAAGAACGAACCGCAGAGCUCAGCAAAAAGUACGAGACCCUCGGCAUUGAUGACUUGCAGAAGUUCUCCUCUGAGAGUGCAUAUGAAUGGAACGGCAAAGAUUUCACCGAGCGGAAGAAGGAUAUUGGCAUCAGUUGGAUCAACCCAGCCAAGCGUGAGCGCAAAGAACAAUUCUAUUCCAUCGACAAAUACUACCGCCAAGCCUUGGCCACUGGAGGCCGAACUGCCGAUACAAAGCCCAAGGUUCCACGUGCUCCUAAACAAAUCACUGUCCAUGACUGGCAAUUCUUCCCUCCUGGUCUCCAUGAGCUCCAAGAGAAGGAGACGGCCUAUUUCCACAAGGAGAUUGGUUACAAGGCUCAAUUGCCUGAAGGCCCCGAAGAGGAGCUCAGUGAACGAGAGGCUGAGCGGGACCUUGAACAACAGGAGAUUGAUAACUCUGUCCCGCUUACCGAGGAAGAGCAAGCCGAGAAAGCUCGUAUGUCAGAAGAAGGCUUUGCAACCUGGAAUCGACGUGAUUUCCAGCAAUUUAUCAACGGAUCUGCCAAGUUUGGUCGCACCGACUACAAGGGUAUUGCUACUGAGGUGGACAGCAAGGAGCCCAAUGAGAUUAAGGAAUAUGCCGAAGUCUUCUGGCGCCGGUACACCGAGAUCCAGGACUAUCCUAAGUACCUCCGAGUCAUCGAUCAGGGCGAGGAGAAGGUGCGGAAGAUAGAUCACCAGCGGAAGAUGCUCCGCAAGAAGUUGGAGAUGUACCGCGUGCCACUUCAGCAGCUCAAGAUCAACUACACCGUGUCCACCACCAACAAAAAGGUUUACACCGAGGAUGAGGACCGAUUCUUGUUGAUCAUGCUGGACAAGUAUGGAGUCGAGGGUGAGAACUUGUACGAAAACAUCCGUGAAGAGAUUCGUGAAUCGCCUCUGUUCCGAUUCGAUUUCUUCAUGCUCAGUCGCACGCCCGUGGAAAUUGGUCGCCGCUGCACUACUCUGCUGAACACCGUCGCGAAGGAAUUCGAGCCCAGUGAGGGCAAAAGCCGCGGUCGCGAUCGUGAGGAGGAGGAAGAGGUGGAAGAAGCGCCACCUGCCAAGAAGAAGGCUAAGAACGGAACUGUUCCGGCCAAACAGGUCAAGGCCACCAAGGGUGGUAGCAAGACUGCCUCUGCCGCAAGUUCCCGGGCUCCCAGUGCUGCUGCAACUAAGUCUAAGAGUCGCAAGAGGGACACCCCGCGCUCUAGCCAUCCAUCCUCAAACUUCUCAAACCAAACCUGGCCCACCCCCACCAUGACGUCUAGAAUCAAACUCAUCGCAAACCCGCACUACAAGAAGUCCGGCACGAAGUCGUACUUGCACGCCAUGCGCAAGUAUCGCUUCACGCCAACCAAGGACGGCCCAUAUUUCCUUGGCACCACAAUGGUACAAAGUGGUCGACAGUUCACUGAUAAGCCCGUGGGAGGCCGUGCUCGGUUGCAUCAGGUGCUGCAAAAGAAGGACGUUGCUAGCGAUGAGGUCGGGCAAGUGGGUGCCCACGAUGUGCAGAAUGACUCGAUGUAUCUUGCAGAAGUUGCUAUUGGCACACCUGCGCAGACGCUCAGUUUGGACUUCGAUACUGGGUCUGCUGAUCUAUGGGUCUGGUCCACGGAGUUGCCGUCUAAGACUUUGUCGGAGAACAAGAAUCACACAAUCUUUGAUCCGACCAAGUCGAGCACGUUCAAAGAGAAAGAUGGCUCUACGUGGCAGAUCAAGUAUGGUGAUGGCUCUUCUGCAUCUGGCACGGUCGGCAACGAUAAUGUCAACAUCGGCGGGCUGGUUGUCAAAGGCCAGGCUGUUGAGGUCGCUGACAGAUUGUCCGACCAAUUUGCACAAGGUGCUGGUGAUGGUCUGCUGGGACUUGCCUUUGGUAAUAUCAAUACUGUCAAGCCCCAGGCCGUGAGCACGCCUGUGGAGAGUAUGAUCUCGCAAUCCGACAUCCCGAAGUCGGCUGAGCUCUUCACUGCAAAGUUGGGGUCAUGGAGAGACUCCGAUGAGCCGGAUAAGGGUGAGUCGUUCUAUACGUUUGGUUAUAUUGAUCAGGACACGGUGAAGGCCUCUGAGGCAGAGAUCUCCUACACGCCCAUCGAUAACAGUCAGGGGUUCUGGCUGUUCGAUUCUGCAUCAGCGACGGUGAACGGAAAAUCGGUUUCUCGGGCCGGCAACCAAGCUAUUGCUGAUACAGGGACUACUUUGGCGUUGGUGGACGAUGAGACUUGUCAGGCCAUUUAUGAUGCUAUCCCCGGGGCAGAGUAUGACAAUGACAGCCAAGGAUGGAUCUUUCCAUCGAACACACUGGCUGAUAAGUUGCCUGUUAUAUCUUUUGCUGUUGGGGACAAGCAGUUUGUUGUGCAGAAGGAAGAUCUAGGGUUUGCUGAGGCUAAGUCUGGUUAUGUCUAUGGAGGUAUCCAAAGUCGUGGUAGUAUGACCAUGGACAUUCUGGGUGAUACCUUCUUGAAGGGCAUUUAUGCAGUCUUCGAUGUCGGCAAUCUUCGCUUUGGUGCUGUGCAGCGAAAGGAGCUGCAUCAGAAUCUCUCCGUGCCUUCUGAAUCUAGCUAG
Molecule: messenger RNA, 4656 nt
Organism: Penicillium expansum
Lineage: Eukaryota; Fungi; Ascomycota; Eurotiomycetes; Eurotiales; Aspergillaceae
Exons: 7
Coding region: 1-4656 (1551 amino acids)
Biological process (GO): regulation of transcription by RNA polymerase II; proteolysis; nucleosome organization
Cellular component (GO): chromatin; nucleus
Molecular function (GO): nucleosome binding; ATP hydrolysis activity; histone binding
Source: RefSeq, a predicted model, not a curated record